Molecule: messenger RNA, 5445 nt
Organism: Ruditapes philippinarum (Manila clam)
Lineage: Eukaryota; Metazoa; Mollusca; Bivalvia; Venerida; Veneridae
Product: protein CIP2A homolog
Exons: 22
Coding region: 185-2974 (929 amino acids)
Source: RefSeq, a predicted model, not a curated record
AUGCCUCUGGAGAAAAUGUCGUAACGGGACACCAUAUUCAACUGUUAGACAAACUUUAACAACAACGGCCUUCCAUAGAUCUGACAGCUUGUGAUCAAGACGCUUUCAAUAAAAUAUGUAUUUGUAAGCGUCUGACCAACAAAGAAGAAAAGAUAUGGUGCACACUAGACAUAACUAGAUCAAGAUGGAGACAUCUGAUACAUUAUUAAAAAGUAUAAUAGCUGCAGAGACACAAUAUUGUUCCCACAAGAUAGAACGUAACUUGGUUUUCUUGCAGAGACAAAUUGAUGUGCUUAUUAGCAAAACAAGUCGUGGAUGUUCCUUGAAGUUCUUUAACCCUUCAAAGGUUCUAGCAGCAGAAUGUAUAGCCUGUCUUGUAAACCUGGUGUCAGAUCAAGCUACAAAACCUUCACUUCUACUCAAGUGUAUUCUCCUCUUUAACAACCUUGUUACAGACAAUCAUAUUCGAGAAUGUUUGCAUGAAAAAUUUCAACUGACCCCGGCCUUGGUUGGUGUUGUUGUCAACCAUGGUGUAUCCACUAGUGACACCCUUACUGCUGAGGCAAUGCAGUUACUUCAGAAAGUAACAUAUGGUCACAGAAUCAGUUUCCAGGAAUUUUAUAUGGAAGAUCUAGUCAGAUUUCUGUUAAGGAAUAUUGUAUCCCCAGCAACAGGUCUGACUCAACCAGCAAUGGGAAUUAUGGUGAAUCUUACAAGAGACAAUUUCUCUGUGCAGUCAUACAUUAGAAAUAAUGAAAACACCAAGGAACUUGCAAGGACUCUAAUCAAGUUGCUAGGAGACCAAGCUCAGAAUACAUUACUGUUUUCCCUUACACUGUUGCUGAAUGUUUGUCCAUUAGAGAAAAUGGCAUCAAAGUUUUACAAUGAAACAAACGUACCGCAGACAUUUCAAAUGAUAUUUAAUGUGUUAAUUGAUGGUACAGGAGACACAAGGAGAUAUGCUGUUGAUCUCUUUAGAGAUAUUCUAAAGAGCCCACAACAUCAAAAGAGUUUAGCAAAUUAUGAGUACCUAGGAACCUGUGUGGAGCAGACAUUAAACUUGUUAUGUACAAGUUCUCAUGAAUCUGUUUUAAAAGUUUUUGAGUUUCUACAGAUUCUGUGUCGGGUAGAAGGUGUACGUAGAGUAGUGUGUAAAGCAAUGUUCGCAACAUUCCACAUACAGGACCUGUCACAGUUUGCUAGUCUUGUACAAACACCUUUAAGCAGGAUACCUGACCCCCUUCUUGCCACAAUACACUGGGCGGGGCAGUCUACAGAUACCCAGGGGCUGGCCCCGCUGGGUGCUUUUGACCUUUUAAUAGAGGUGUAUGAAGAACAGGUAUUUUCUCACAGUAAGAUGCACUAUGAGAAACACGUGGCGGCCAUUUUGCCAACUGCCCAUCACACACUGCAGACAACAUUAGAGGGAGAUAAUCUGACUAUAGAGAGAAGAUGUUCCGCAUUAGUGAGAUGUGUGAAACUGCUUUUAACAUUUUGUCAUGAUGACACACUUCUGACCCUGAUAUCUAAACAGACAGAUGCUAACUUGUUGUCCAAGUUACUGCUCUUCCAGUUUGACAACAAUACUAAAGCUUUGUCCCCCGAUAUAACCCCACCCUCAGAUGACUGGAGUGAUGUGGGGGUAGAACUGGUGCUCUAUCUUCUAGAUUUAAUUGCCAAACUCAAGAUUGGAGCAUUAGAAGAUUUGUUUAUAAACACAAUGCAGGAAACAAAGGUUGUGCCAUUCCUAGCCUGUGGAUUAUGUAGUACAAAACGUGAGAGAGUACAAGAUACAUUAAAUCUGAUACAGAUGUGUAGUAAACUAGAGGGCUUUCCUGUCAUGAUACUUGGUGAUGUGUUAGCCCAUCAGAAUGCAGCUAGAAUGAAGCAGCAGGAGGCAGGAUUGAUGUAUGACACACCUUAUAGAUAUCCCAAUAAAAGGAUACAUCUAGAAGACAAGGAAAAUAGACCAGCCAUGUACAUGAAGGAAAAUAUAUCCCUGAAAAAUACAAGUGCCUUAAACAACACACAGUCCGAUAUCAGCUCAGAGUCUAUCCACUCUCUGAUAGAGAAACUUGACUCAGGACUUGGUUUGAAGGAUUGUAAGGAGUCAGAGAUUGUGGCAGUUUAUGAGAAAUCUUUACAAGCAAUGCAGACAAAAGAGCAGCAUCUUCAAGAUUUACUAGAAGCCAAGACUUUAUCACUAACACAAGCAGAUAGAAUGUUAGCACAGUAUAGAGCUAGGAAAGGACAGGAUGAAGCUGAGUGCAAUCGUUUCCGAAGUCUGCUUAUCCAAUCGGAGAAGAAAUGUAAAAGUUUAGACAGUGAUGCCUCAGAUAUGAGAGGCAAGCUGGAAAGAUGCUCCAAGGAAAUAGAAGAUCUACACACUGAAAAUCAAAAAUUGCAACAAGUGGCACAGAUGCAUCAACAACUGACAGUAGCUCAUACAGAACUAACAGAAAAGUAUGAGAGUGGACAAAAAUCUCUACUCACAUUGAGACAGGAACAUAAGUCAUUGACAGAGAUGCAUGAGAUGUUACAGAAACAUAAUACUAACCUCAAACAACAGUUUGAUAACACUAUGGAGCAGUUAACAACUCUGCAAGAUGAGAGAAGAAAAGUCAUGACCCAGCUGAAAUCUGCAGAGACCAAACUUGAAGAUACUAAGAAAGCAUCAUUGAAGUGGGAGUAUGAUUAUAAGAAGUCAGAGGAGGAGAGAGAAGUGAUGGAAACAUCUAUAGAAUCACUACGUAGCUCGAUGGCCAUAUCAGAUGGCAAGAAAAAACAGUUACAAGAUCAGGUAUCACAGCUAGAGUUUGCCUGUAAUCAACAUGAACAAACAAUCGCUAACUAUGAGACAGAAAUCAAAGAACUACAAGCAGAAAUAGCCAAGCACAGACAAAUCACAGCCCUUAUAAACAGUUUAAGUAGUGGUAAUGCAUCAGACACUAGCGGGAAUCCAGCUGCUUCCUAACUCUUUUAGUGCGGACAGUGAAAAUACAUGUCAGUGCACGAGUGAUAGAAUUCAGGAUUAUUUCUGAAUAUAGAAUUUUUAAACAAGACUCCCAUAAGCCUUUUUUUCUACAUAAAAGUUGUAAUAAUAUGACUUAAUAUAGAGUUUUCACGACUUCUUAAAUAUCUUGUGUUUACCAUACCUAUGUAAUUGCUACUUUACUCUACAUAAAAAAAAAUAUAUACGAGGGUUGUCCCAAAAGUCCGUGACAAAUUUUAUAGCCGGUUCAUUUUUAACGCUAAUAGAAAAUAAUUCACACAUAUAACCGUUAAGUUUAUUAUUUAACAUUACAACAAAUCAUUUACAAAAAAAUUUACCCUAGUUACUUAGAAAUUUUGAGUAUUAACGACAUUGGUAUGAGUUGCCGGCGCACGUCAAAUAAUUUACAUUUUGUUAUGAAUAGGCUGAAAUUAAUUACGUAUAUUUCAAAUAUCUGAUGAUGUGUCUGCACAAUGUCACGUUGACUUCCUCUGCUGCUAUGUUUAAAUCAUCUCUGAAAAUUUUAGUUAUAUAACUUAAAAAACGAAAAAGAUACGAAUAAAUGAAAAUAUCUCAUAUAAAAUAGGAAAGUUAAAAUGGCGACGUUCGAAGAAUUCGAACGAUUUUCAACAAAUAUACCAAAUAUAACAGUUUAGCAACAUAUUCUGAGCAUUUGUGUACAAAAGGCAUGAACGGAACCAGAGUUUUGCGCUACAAAAAGCGAAAAUAAGGAAAACACGGAUAGGAAGACCGAUCUUCGUCGCCUAUUUCCUACAGCUAAAAACAGGAGUAACAAGACCCGAAGUUCGCAUAUAGCAAAAAUUAAUGUAUGCCAUCCAAACAUUCAACAGACAUAACAACCACAUGAUUUAAGUCAGAAAUUGACGAUUUAUGGGAACCAUUAUUACGUUGAAAGCCAUUUAGAGUAUUUGAGAAAGGCGCCUUAUAUAGAUUUAACGCCGUCUUUGACGUUGGACGUGUGCCGCGAUUCAGUUAGUUGCAUGGUGUUUAUGGCAUAUUUUUGUUGUUUGUUGAUAUUUAUCUAUGAAAAUUUGUGAAAAUGUUUAAAUUAUAUGGGUUUAUAACAUAUUAAAAUAUCAAAUUCGUACCUGUUUUAUUUAGCUUUAAUCAAUCUUGUCACAGAAUAUUGGGACAACACUCGUAUGGACAGCCUGCUGAAUUUUAUGUUUUGAAGUUGAAUUAUUGAACUUGGCAAUACACAAUUCUGUUAUCAGAUCCAGUCAAGUCCUGUUAAAAUAUAAAGUGGUAAGGGUAGAAGACUAUUAAAAUGUAUGUGUUACUUGUACUAAUGAAAUUAUCAAUGCAUUUAAAGUAUAUGUGUGUGUGUGUGGUUAUAUUUUAUAUAUAUGUCUGUGGUCAUUUGUUAACCUCAUUGUGUAUUUUAAUGUUACAAUUUAGUGUUUUCACAUAAAGAAAUGCUUUGCCAAAUAUUUUUUUCCUCUCUUCUUUACAGAUGGAACUUACUUGAUUGUAUGCUCUAUUGUCACAAACAAUUAUUAACAUUUAUAUUUUUUUUUUUUUGGGGGGGGGGGGGGUAGGGGAUUUUUAAAGAUGAUAAGACUUUCUAAAUUUCAUAAAAUCAAAGUUACAUGUCACUUACUUUGGGAUACCGUCAUUUUUGUCUUAAUCGGGGAAACUUUGUAUUACUGAACAUAAUUGCUUGUAUGAACUGGAAUAAGGACAAUCAAAUUUCUUUAGCAGGUGAGUUUUGUUAAGUCAACAUUUUUAUUCUGUCAGUUUGUAAACUAAAACAAACAUUUCGGUGACACCCAUUCUUGCUUAUUUGUUGAUUGUAGCAUGUGUGUAAAACUUUUAAACUUGCCGGAAAAUAAUGAAGUAUUUAAGGUAGUUAAUUUUACUAUUCAUAUCAGUUUGAAUAUCUACAAGUCUAUUUACUCUUUCUUUCCUUCCAACCUUGCAUCUUUCUCUCUACAUUUUAAAUUGUACCUUUGUUUUAUGUUGUCAGAUAUUAACACAAUAACAAAUGAAUUUUCUUUGAAGCCAUCCAUGUUAUAUAAAUGUAUGUACAGGGAACAUGUUUGUGAUAUUUUGAUGUAAUACCUUUAACUGUGUGGAAUGUAGGAUUUAUAUCAUAAUAUUAUGUUGGAUGGGUAUGGACUGAAAGUGACACAAUAGAAGUAUUUACUGUUUAUGUGAAGUUGAUAUUGUAUAUGACUGCCACCAAGAUUAAGUUUAAUCUAAAUAUGAGUUUAUAUGACUACCAUCAAUAUGAAUUUUAUACUGUAUAUGACUACCACCUACUGUUUAUUACUACCGCCAACAUGAUAUAAAUACUGUUUAUAACUAGUAGUAGUACCAAUUGCUGAAGAUACACAUUUGUUAUGAUUUAUGAUUUAUGAAUUGUGUUUACAUUUAAAUGUUAACUUAUUUUGACAACUGAUCUAAAUAAUCAAACAACAAUUUGAAACCAA